AUGAAGAAGGAGGUGUGCUCGGUGGCCUUCCUCAAGGCCGUGUUCGCUGAGUUCCUCGCCACCCUCAUCUUCGUCUUCUUUGGCCUCGGCUCAGCUCUCAAGUGGCAGUCUGCGCUGCCCACCAUCCUGCAGAUCUCACUGGCUUUCGGUCUGGCAAUAGGCACUCUGGCCCAGUCUUUGGGGCCCGUGAGUGGAGGCCACAUAAACCCGGCCAUCACCCUCGCCCUCCUGGUGGGCAACCAGAUCUCCCUGCUCCGCGCCAUCUUCUACGUGUCCGCCCAGCUGGUGGGCGCCAUCGCGGGCGCCGGCAUCCUCUACGGGCUGGCACCGGCCAGUGCACGGAGCAACCUGGCGGUCAACGCCCUCAACAACAACACGACGCCCGGCCAGGCCGUGGUGGUGGAGAUGAUCCUGACCUUCCAGCUGGCCCUCUGUAUCUUUGCCUCCACUGACUCUCGCCGCACCAGUCCUGUGGGGUCCCCGGCCCUGUCCAUUGGCCUGUCUGUCACACUGGGCCACCUUGUAGGGAUCUACUUCACCGGCUGCUCCAUGAACCCGGCCCGCUCCUUUGGACCCGCGGUUGUCAUGAAGCGGUUUAGCCCUGUGCACUGGGUGUUCUGGGUGGGGCCCAUCGUGGGGGCCAUCGUGGCAGCCAUCCUCUACUUCUACCUGCUCUUCCCCAAAUCUUUAAGCCUGAGCGAGCGUGUGGCCGUGGUCAGGGGCACGUAUCAGCCAGAGGAGGACUGGGAGGAGCAUCGGGAGGAGCGGAAGAAGACUAUGGAGCUGACCUCCCACUGA
Molecule: messenger RNA, 798 nt
Organism: Elephantulus edwardii (Cape elephant shrew)
Lineage: Eukaryota; Metazoa; Chordata; Mammalia; Macroscelidea; Macroscelididae
Gene: AQP5
Product: aquaporin 5
Exons: 4
Coding region: 1-798 (265 amino acids)
Biological process (GO): transmembrane transport
Cellular component (GO): apical plasma membrane; plasma membrane
Molecular function (GO): water channel activity
Source: RefSeq, a predicted model, not a curated record